GCCCUCACCAAGACUCUUCCGCCCGCUUCAAACAUGGCUGCCAGGUGACCUCCGCACAGCCACAACAGUACCGGCCUACUUGCGCGUAGGCGCCGCUACGGCCCCACGUUGGGAUCUUUUUAGGUAGGGUUGCUGAGGGGAAGGCCCCGUGGGGCAGCGAGGUCUCCGGGAAGUCGCCCGGGGCAGCGAAGUUGAACAGGCGCGGACCGGAAGUUCCACGGCCUCGAUGUCUGGGGGGGAUCCGUUAGGCGCAGACGCCGGAAGUGGCGAGUCGGCGGGUGUGAGACGGCGUCCGCGGUGUGAGCGUCCCCUCAGCGGCGGCGACAUGGAGCCUGGAGCUGCGGAGCUGUACGACCAGGCCCUCCUGGGCAUCUUGCAGCAUGUGGGCAACGUCCAGGACUUCCUGCGUGUGCUCUUCGGGUUCCUCUACCGAAAGACCGACUUCUACCGCCUGCUGCGCCACCCAACGGACCGCAUGGGCUUCCCGCCCGGCGCCGCGCAGGCCCUGGUGCUGCAGGUAUUUAAAACCUUCGAUCACAUGGCCCGUCAAGAUGAUGAAAAGAGGAGGAAAGAACUUGAAGAGAAAAUCAGAAAAAAGGAAGAAGAGGAGGCCAAGGCUGUGGGGACCGCUGCUGCUGGGAAGGAACCCGUCCCUGCCCCAGUUCAGGAAAUAGAGAUCGACUCUGCCACGGAGUCGACUGGGCCUCAGGAAGUAGAGAACGUGCAGCCGCCGGCCCCGCAGGUGGUUGAGCAGGAGGGGGUCCAGGGCUCGGAGGAAGUAGAACCCUCAGGAGCCAUUGCCAGUGCUGCUGAAGCCCCCCCAGAGCCCUCAGAGCUACCCAGGGCUCAGGAGCAGUUCCAGAGAAAUCCUGACAGUUACAAUGGUGCUGUCCGUGAGAACUACACCUGGUCACAGGACUACACCGACCUGGAGGUCAGGGUGCCGGUGCCCAAGCACGUGGUGAAGGGGAAGCAGGUCUCGGUGGCCCUCAGCAGUAGCUCCAUCCGCGUGGCCAUGUUGGAGGAGGGCAGGGAGCGCGUCCUCAUGGAAGGGAAGCUCACCCACAAGAUCAACACCGAGAGCUCCCUCUGGAGCCUGGAGCCGGGCAAGUGCGUGCUGGUGAACCUGAGCAAGGUGGGUGAGUACUGGUGGAAUGCUAUCCUCGAGGGUGAGGAACCCAUCGACAUCGACAAGAUCAACAAGGAGCGCUCCAUGGCCACUGUGGAUGAGGAGGAGCAGGCGGUCCUGGACCGGCUCACCUUUGACUACCACCAGAAGCUGCAGGGCAAGCCACAGAGCCAUGAGCUGAAAGUCCAUGAGAUGCUGAAGAAGGGGUGGGAUGCUGAAGGCUCUCCCUUCCGAGGCCAGCGAUUCGACCCGGCCAUGUUCAACAUCUCCCCGGGGGCUGUGCAGUUUUAGUGACUGGAAGGAAAAGGAUGACCCCUGUCCUCGGCCAUCCCCCUCGGCUCCCUGCGUGCCAGGGGCGCGCUCAUCUCCUCCACCCCUAGCCACCCUUUCUCUCAAGGGUGAGCCCAGCCUUCCUCCUGACCUCGCACCUCCAGACUGUUGGGGGCAGGUGCGGGGCCAGUGUUGCUGGCCGCCGUGGCCAACGCUGACUGAAGGUGUUUGACGCGCAGGAGGGACACUUGCCCGAGAACCGGGAGCACAUGCUGUCUUCACGGCACCCAGCAUCGAGGGCUGCACCCAUCACCCCACCCCACUUGUUUUGACGUCCUCUGCUUGCUGUCCUGGUGGCUGGGUGGGGAGUUCUGUCCCUUCAGCAAGGCCCAGUUGGAAUGUGGGGCUCAGUGCUUGCAUGAGGGGAACUGGGUGCACUGUGGGGUGCUGCUGGGCCUCUGUGGGAACCCCUUGCCCUCUGGGGUGUGUUCACAUGCGCCUUGCUCUUUGUGAGUGUGCUGGGUUGUGCCGUCUGCACGUCAUCGGUGUUGGGGAGUCUGCGCUCCAGGCAUGGCGGGUCCCUUCUGUGCUUUGACUGUGGCUGCCUUGCCGGGCUCUUGUGGAAGUGAGUGGGCCCAGCCACCGCUGCAUGAUACUCUGCUGGGCUGUCUGGAGGCCUCCUUGUGGGGUUGGACCAGGAACAGACGUGGGCACUCUAAGGAAGAGAUCACGGCAAGCUCCUGGCCUGGACCUCAGCCAUAGGAGGAGGGGUGCCUGAGCCAGCUGCUGAAGGCAGUCCCCAGAGCCCGAAGACUGUCUGCUUCCCGGGGGACUGGGCACCACUCCAGCAGCCCCAUGCCCACCCCUUGAGUACAGCUGCUGCCCUGCUCCAGCCAGAUCAUGUGACCGGACUGAGGGGUGGGGCCCAGGUGCCCAAGGGCUCCCAGGGGCCUCUACCCUAUAGCCAGGAGCUUGUAUUACCCCUGCCCAGCACUGCGCCCUCAUCCAGCUCUUGACCUUGGUGCAGACAGUUUACACCACAGGUCUCCACACCUGUGCCUCCUGCAGCCCACUAGAAGCAAGGCCUGGCCUCCCGUUCGAUGUGAAGGCUGGGGAGGGGCUGUCCCCAGGGGCUCAAUGGGGGCGACCCUCCAGAGACAGCUAGCUUCAGCUGUGGAGCUAGAGCUGGUGAGGGGGUUUCUGUUUCCUGGAGGUGCAGGCAGCCUGUGAGAGGUAUGAACCAGGGGAUGCUCUGUGGUUAAAGGAGGGAACAGCUGUGAGAGCCCUGUCAUCUCAUGUUCGCCACCGAGCUGGUGCCAGGGAGCAGAACCAUCACCUCCCAGAGGCCCGGAGGAAGCUUUGCUCAUUUUUCCUGAAAUUCCCACCAGGAGCCUGGGAUUUGCAUACUGCUGCUGCCGGAGUGCGUGUCUGCUGUCCUCUUUCUGAUCCCCUAGCUACCCCCGUCCCUGCCUGUGGCUGGUCUUCCUGAGGAGUGGUAGAGUGUGGGAGCCCUGUGCCUCAUUGUGUGGUACUUGGAGUCGUUCCAUUCCUUGGCAGUGACUUCCUCUUGCCUGGUUUGGUUUUCCGUGUGGAUUUUCUCCUGUUUCCUGCCCUGCUUCAACAAGCGCAAGCCCUGUCCAGGAAGAGCAGUGCAAAGUGGUGGCCGCAUGGCAGGAGCAGCCACCCCCAUGUGGCCCUGCCAUGCCCCCUCCUGGCAUGGCUUGUUUCCAGCACCUGGUGGAUGGUUCUCUGCCCAGGGUGCCACCCUGGGCUGGACCAGUGUUUGUCCGGAGCUGGCGCACGGCCUGUUUUCUCUUUUUAGACACGACAGCUGCAGUUUGGCCACUAAGUCCCACCAGCUGAGGUCUGAGGAAAGCGGGGUGACUCAUCCCCCUUGUCCAGGGGCCCUGGAGAGUGGGGUGUCCAGCUUGCAAAGCUGCUCCAGUUCCUCGGUGUUAGUUUGCAAUAAAUCUGUAUUUAAGCAUCGUG
This is a messenger RNA of Chinchilla lanigera (long-tailed chinchilla), 3388 nucleotides long. RefSeq names its product NudC domain containing 3 (gene Nudcd3). Gene Ontology annotation, cellular component: cytoplasm. Bases 227 to 1420 code for a protein of 397 amino acids. Gene Ontology annotation, biological process: protein folding. The record is from RefSeq and is a predicted model, not a curated record. Lineage: Eukaryota; Metazoa; Chordata; Mammalia; Rodentia; Chinchillidae. The transcript is spliced from 6 exons.